Molecule: messenger RNA, 726 nt
Organism: Echinops telfairi (small Madagascar hedgehog)
Lineage: Eukaryota; Metazoa; Chordata; Mammalia; Afrosoricida; Tenrecidae
Product: mitochondrial assembly of ribosomal large subunit protein 1-like
Biological process (GO): negative regulation of translation; negative regulation of ribosome biogenesis
Cellular component (GO): mitochondrion
Molecular function (GO): ribosomal large subunit binding
Source: RefSeq, a predicted model, not a curated record
AUGGCCGAGCCACUGACAUUGUUUUGGGUGCCGGGUGGCUGUGGCGUGCUGCGUCUCGCUGCGCGGCUGUGGCGCGGGACCCUCUCCCGCAGAACGAGACCCACUGCAGGGACGACGCCCCAGCUUCCCCCGCUGGCGAUGCGGCGGCCUUCCUCGGGCUCGCCGCCGGGCCUGGUCCCGGGCUCCGCGUGCGGCUGGCACGGGCAGGAGGAGGAGCGGGCCGAGGGCGGAGCGGACGAGGGGCGUCCCGAGUCGGGCGCUGCAGAUCACACUAGGGCCAAGUUUGACCUCGAUAUGCUGGUUUCACUUCUGAGGCAAGAAAACGCCAGAGGCAUUUGUGUCAUCAGCGUUCCUCCCAAGAUGAAAUAUACAGAUUAUUUUGUGAUUGGGAGGGGCACCUCGACCCGACAUUUGCACGCCACCCACUACCUUGUGAAAAUGCAUAAGUUCUCGAAGUGUCAAAAGGACCCUUACGUUAAGAUAGAGGGGAAGGACACCGAGGACUGGCUCUGCAUGGACUUCGGCAGCACGGUGCUCCACUUGAUGCUUACAGAAACCAGAGAAACCUACGAAUUAGAGAAGCUAUGGACCCUACGCUCUUAUGAUGACCAGUUAGCUCAGAUCGCACCUGAGACGUUACCUGAAGACUUCAUUCUUGGAUUAGAAGACGAUGCUUCAUCCCUGACUCCAGUGGAGUUCAAAUGUGAAUAAAAUGAUAUGAACUGU